CCCACCCAGGCGGGGACUGGCCGGGCGGGGAGGGGCGGCGGGGCCGGAGCCCCUCUCUGUUGGGCGGACUCACCAUGGCCAGAAGCUGAGCUCCACUCCCGCCGGCCGCUCCGCAGGAGAAGGGGGGACCGAGUGGAGAAGAGCGAGAGGCCUCCCGCCAGCGGCGCCGGCCGACUGCAGGAGUUCGCUAUUCGGCCUCGAGCGGACUGGUGCGCCCGGACUCUCGGCCGCGCCUGCGCCACCGGGAAGGAGUGAGGGCUGCCCGGCCGCGGCGCGCCGACUCCGCCGCGAUGGCCAGCUACCCCGAGCCCGAGGACGCCGCGGGGGCCCUGCUGGCCCCGGAGACCGCCCGUGCAGCCAAAGAGCCCGAGGCGCCGGCGCCGCCGAGCCCGAGCAAGGGCGGCGGCGGCGGCGCCGGGACCGCCCCGGAGAAGCCCGACCCGGCGCAGAAGCCCCCGUACUCCUAUGUGGCGCUCAUCGCCAUGGCGAUCCGCGAGAGCGCCGAGAAGAGGCUCACGCUGUCCGGCAUCUACCAGUACAUCAUCGCCAAGUUUCCGUUCUACGAGAAGAACAAGAAGGGCUGGCAGAAUAGCAUCCGCCACAACCUCAGCCUCAACGAGUGCUUUAUCAAGGUGCCGCGCGAGGGCGGCGGCGAGCGCAAGGGCAACUACUGGACGCUGGACCCGGCCUGCGAGGACAUGUUCGAGAAGGGCAACUACCGGCGCCGCCGCCGCAUGAAGCGGCCCUUCCGGCCGCCGCCCGCGCACUUCCAGCCGGGCAAGGGGCUCUUUGGGGCCGGAGGCGCCGCGGGCGGCUGCGGCGUGGCGGGCGCGGGGGCCGACGGCUACGGCUACCUGGCGCCCCCCAAGUACCUGCAGUCCGGUUUCCUCAACAACUCGUGGCCGCUCCCGCAGCCGCCCUCGCCCAUGCCCUACGCCUCCUGCCAGAUGGCGGCGGCCGCAGCAGCGGCGGCGGCGGCGGCGGCGGCCGCGGGCCCGGGAAGUCCGGGCGCGGCCGCGGUGGUCAAGGGGCUGGCGGGCCCGGCCGCCUCGUACGGGCCGUACUCACGCGUGCAGAGCAUGGCGCUGCCUCCCGGCGUGGUGAACUCCUACAACGGCCUGGGGGGCCCGCCGGCCGCGCCCCCGCCGCCGCCGCACCCCCACUCGCAUCCGCACGCACACCAUCUCCACGCGGCCGCCGCACCCCCGCCAGCCCCGCCGCACCACGGGGCCGCCGCACCGCCCCCGGGCCAGCUCAGCCCGGCCAGCCCGGCCACCGCCGCGCCCCCGGCGCCGGCGCCCACCAACGCGCCCGGCCUGCAGUUCGCCUGCGCCCGGCAGCCCGAGCUCGCCAUGAUGCAUUGCUCUUACUGGGACCACGACAGCAAGACCGGUGCGCUGCACUCGCGCCUCGAUCUCUGAGAGUCCACGGCGCACGCCCGCCGGCUGCGAGGAUGCAGGGACGUGCGAUGCCGGCCUGGGCCGCAGCCACGGUCGCCAGUCGGACCGCGCGCCCGCCGGGGCGGCCUCCUGAGCCAGCGUCCGGGGCUCCUCCGUGCGUCCUCGCUCCCCUCGGCUCCUCUCGUUCGUCUUUGUCUCCUUGGCUUCUCCUCCUGUGCUCGCCUCCCUGCCCUCUAUGCCCUUUUGCUCCUGCCGCCUGCAGGCCGCCUCUCCUCGCGCUUUCUGCGGGCCCCGUCUCCUCCCGGCGCCCCAGCGGCCGGCUGGACACCCCAUCCCAAAAUUCAAGGCGGAGAGGAACUGCCCCGGCCCAGGCUCAGCCCGGCGUCCGCGGCGCGGACCGCUUGACAAUGUCUCCAGGUCGGUGCGCUUUGCCCGCCUGGCUGCCGGGCAACCCUUGCCUAAGAGGCACAGGUCUGGGCCGACAUCGAUCCCCGCGCCGCCGGGAAAAGGGACGAAAGUGUGUUUGCUCCGUACCCUCUCUAGAAGCUGCUCAGAAGUCGCUCGACAGGGCCCACUGGGCAGGGCGGGGUUUGGGCCCCCGAGCAGCGAGCAGGGCUGCCUCGCUGGGCCGCCUGCGCCCGGGUUUACACCACCGCGCGGCUGGCUAGGUUUUGCUGAAAAGAUCGGGAGAGAGGGCUAUUUUAGAUACCAUUUUAAAAUAUUUGUUAAGGAAGAAAACUCCCCGGGAAAAUCGGCGAAGUAAUUGUGGCCUUGGAGUUCGCUAAAGCAAAACAUGAAAAUCUUCCCUUCCAGGAGAUUUGAAGUAGAAUUCCUGUCGGGCCUUCAAAAAGCUGUGUUCAGAGGUAGGAGAAUACGCUCGGUAAAAGAUGUUUUCCUCUACAAAUUUGGAGUAUCUUCCCCCCCCCCCUCUCUAUUUAAAAUAAAAUCAAAAACAAAUUUUCCCGGAUCUUCCGAUGCAAGCCCUGAGUGCCGGGAAGAUCACAGGCUGCCUGGCCGACUUGCAGGGCCGGACGACUCAUCCUCUCCCUGAUUUGUGUUUUUCAAAUGUCUUGCUUCUGGCACCUUGGGCAGCAGUCGGACCAGAUGGCUGGUGGCCCAGAGCCGGCCUGCCCGAAAUUCCUGGUUGUUCUGUAGUGUGUUGUUUGGAGGACCAAAUUUUCUAGAGAGAACUAGAGCACUUUUGUUGUUUUGUUGUUGUUUUGUCAA
Myotis daubentonii (Daubenton's bat) is the source of this 2627-nucleotide messenger RNA. RefSeq names its product forkhead box L2 (gene FOXL2). NCBI's taxonomy places the organism in Eukaryota, Metazoa, Chordata, Mammalia, Chiroptera, Vespertilionidae. Gene Ontology annotation, molecular function: DNA-binding transcription factor activity, RNA polymerase II-specific; RNA polymerase II cis-regulatory region sequence-specific DNA binding. The record is from RefSeq and is a predicted model, not a curated record. Gene Ontology annotation, biological process: regulation of transcription by RNA polymerase II; cell differentiation; anatomical structure morphogenesis.